This is a messenger RNA of Medioppia subpectinata, 4101 nucleotides long. The record is from the annotation of a GenBank genome assembly. Lineage: Eukaryota; Metazoa; Arthropoda; Arachnida; Sarcoptiformes; Oppiidae.
GUAUGGAUCAGGAAAACGAACGCAUGAAUACCGAAGAGGGUAUUAUUGAAGUGGGUUUGGCCUCAACUUUCGGCAGUAUUCUUCUUCAGUCGUCGCCACAGAUAUUCAAUAGCGCUUUGGAUAAACUCUAUUCGUUUGUCUCGAGCCAUAUAUUUGAGACUAAAGUCGCCGGAAAAUUCUCGGCAAUUCUUGUCCGUUCGUGUUCUAAGGCAAACGCUGAGUUAUCGUUGAAGAAAUUUUUGCCCCAUUUCUGCAAAUUAGUUCUCACUCUAACGGAGAGCGACGACAUCCUAAGCGAGGAGUUUUUAGACCACGAACUCCUGUUUAGUUUGCAGAUAAUCUCGGAAUUGGUUCGUUGCGAUGGCAAGCAUUUGGUCCAGUAUUCGGAUCUAUUGAUUCGUGUGAUCGAUCGCACACUGCAUUUAAAGUGCCGAAAGGGUUAUCUUCUCGCGAGUGCUAUUCUUCGACAUGUACUCAAAUCGUUGACACUGUUGUGUGCGCUCGACUUCAGAAGUUUUACUAAAACGUGGGACUUGUACCAGAACUUUGAGACCGAUCUACCCAUUAGAGACUGGGGCUGUACUGUAGAUAUCCAUCAUCUGAACACACAGUGGCACGAGUCCAGCGACGCUGAGCUGACGUUUGCUCAGCAACUGCUCGAACGCUUCUUAGGCACCGAAUUGAAUGCUUUACACAAUUGGAUCAAAGGUGAGGAGAGGUUGUCGCGCGAAGAAUUACAGCGAAGUCUGUUGGUUGUUCUCGAUUGUGUGACGGGUGCCGCCUCUGCGCUGCCCCUCUGGAGUGGCGAUAAUAUUGUUCUCUACGAGUCGUUAGUGUCAAACACUACAUCUAUUGUACACACUGUGGGCUCUAAUAUCGUUAAUUUUUCCAACGGAUCCAAUAUCCGAGAGACUGUAUUGAAGACAUUGCGCUCCACUUUAGUCCAUAUACUGCAGACGUGCGAAGACGAUACCAAAUCUUUAUGUCGUCUCAUAAAGAUUUAUAACAAUACGAUGUUCUUCUGGGGCGUCACUAAACACGACUUCGACACGCGUUGGAAGGGCUUUCAUGUGGUGAAGAAAUCACUGGAGAAUAAGUUAACUAAAAAGAAACAACACAUCCGAGCGCUGAUGAUUGACCGACUCGUCCUCCAGCACGAGAUGCGAUUAAUGAACAAAUCGUUAACAAAAUUCACGGAAUUGCACAAAGAAUUGAUGACAGAUUUGAUGCAAUUGGCGACCAGUCAUUACAGCGAAGUCCGGUGCCAAUCGCAAGAGACACUGUUCAACUGUUUCCGGUCGUUCCCCUAUUCCUAUCGCCUGUGUUUACCCGAUUUGCUCUCAAAUCUGCGUAAAGACGGCGACGCAAAUCACGAACAAUUUAAAGGCUCACUGUUUGUGAUACUCGGCCGUCGCGGGAGUUCACUGUUGACAUCACACGACUGGUCGACGCUCAACACCUUAUGGCCAGCGCUGGUCGACGCCAAGCAUUCAGAAAAGCCGAGUAUUAUUCGCUUAUUAGACUUAGAUAUCACGGGAUAUGUUCGCAAAUUUUUCGAUACUUUGGCCUUACGUGUGGAUAUUCCCGACUCCUGUACGGCCAUCGCUCGUCAGGUGUGGACAGUGAACACAAGUUUGCCGAAACCGGCCUUUAAAUGUCCGACCGAUGAGGAGAUACAAAACGCUUUAACUAUUGCUCAAAAGCGAAACCAAACAAAUGUUGAUUUGUAUAAUAAUUUGGUAGAAAAGUUGGUUUCUCUAAUGAAUGGAUCGAAUGGAGUGCCCGAUCUUCACUGGAGAUAUUAUCAGUUGUCAAAUGUGAUGCUAAGUAUGUUAAUCAGACACGACAUACCAGUGGCCACGAGUGCCGUCAGUCUCUUCACUAAGAAUCUGAAUCACGACACGCUUUACAUCCGAAAGAUAUCAAUCGCUUCUUUUGGUGCUAUUCUUAAACAACAGAAGCGAAAGCAUCAGAAGAAGGAAUUGAAGCCAUUCCCUGAGGACAACCAAUGGCUUCAAACCGAUAUCUCCAAUAAGUUGGACACCGAAGAGGAGUUCCAAUCAAUGAAUUUCGUUGACAAACCGCACAUUGGCUUCUAUUGCUUUCCAAAGCCAGUACUGGUUUACGAUAAAAGUCAAUCUAUUAAUGAGUCUAAGACUCUGACCGACAGUGAAAUAAUUGUUCGCCAAAAGUUCGCAGACAAAGACUUUUUGUAUCAAUUGUUAAGCUAUUUGUCUCUCGAAGAGAAUAAAGGAAAGGAUAAGUUCUCAUCCAAACGGUUCCAACUAUGGAAAGGACUGUUCCGUAAUUUCGGUGCAUUUAAUUUGGAUCUAUUGAUGCCGAAGAUCACAGAAGCCGUGAACGGCGCACAAGAGAGCGCCCAUCGGUGCGCGUCAGAGAUAAUCGCCGGUCUUAUGCGCGGUUCGAAGCACUGGUCGUACAACGAUUGGUCUAAAUUGCGGUCACAUUUAGAGCCAAUCUUUCGACAAGUGUUCAACAAUAUAACGACCGAAACUCUGGCCGAUUGGGGCACUUGUAGUGCCACCAUAUUUGAGAAUCGAGACGCCCGACGCUUGACAUGGAUUUUGAACAUCUUUUUGGACGACCCGUUAAAAGCGGGCGCAGAGACGCUGUCGUCGUUCCUUCAGGCGAGUCGUCUAUAUCUACUUCACGGCGCUGUCCAACAACAGGAAUGGCGUUCACAACUUGUAUUACAGCGAUUGUUAGCCUAUUUAGAGGACAAUCAUUUGACACAUUCGUAUCAAAACGUUAGGGAACGCAUCGGAAGUAUAUUAUGUAAUAUAUUCAUGUUUGAUGUCGGCAUACCAUCGCUGCCGAAGACAUUUGAUUUGGCACCAAAGAGGGCGCCAUUUAUUGAUAAGAUCAUACCUCGACUUCAGAUUCUGUACAAUCAAGUGUCGGACAAUCAGAAGGACGAGAGUCACAAGAAUGACGCGAAUUCUUUGAAUGGAUUUACGCCACAAUCGCCCGAACGUAAAGACGCGGCCAAUCUGUUGAAGACUAUCUGCAAAUGGAUUGUCGGAAACGUACCGCGAGUUGCUUACAGCGCACCCCCAGAACUGUUCAAAUUUUUGCCAAUUUUAUGUUUAAUGCAAAGCGAGACCAGUGAUGAAGAGUUGAUCCGCGAAUCAUUUUUCGCGAUAAUUAUGUUAAGUCACGCAAUGCUCACUCCGGAGAGUAUAGACACUGCUAUCGAAACCGCUAAACAGGUUACGGUGACGGCCAACUGGCACGCGAGGUCUGCCAUCGCAACGUUCCUUCAGUAUAUGGUGUCAUCGAAUCUAUUUGUUCUGAUGGCCAACGAGUCGUGGGUUAAAGACAUAACUCAACUCAUUCUGGAUCUGUUGAGUGAUGAGCGGAACGAAGUGCGUGAGUCCACAGCCGAGACGCUGAGUGGACUCAUGCACUGCGAGUUUGUGAAGAUUGACCGCAAACUCAUUAAACACUUUGAGACGAAAUCCAAUCACAAACUGAAGAAAAUAUUGCAACCGAACGGCACGACAAUCACUGAUCCCAAAGAUCUGACUCUUAGACACGGAGGCAUUCUUGGUCUCUGCGCCUGCAUUAACGCCUUCCCGUACGACGUGCCAGACUUUAUGCCCGAAAUACUGGUGUUUUUGUCUUACCAUUUGAAUGAUCCGCAGCCCAUAACAACUGCAAUUAAGAAGACAUUGUCUAACUUCCGGCGCACACACAACGACUGUUGGAGAGACCAUAAGCUCCGGUUCACUGACGACCAGUUGGCCGUCAUUACCGAUCUGUUGGUUUCGCCCAACUAUUAUGCAUAGAGAGACAGUGACAGACACAGAGAGCGAACGGCGCCUCAAAAAAAGUUACCGUUAAAUCAGAAAAUAUAUAUUUAAAUCGAUUUUCUUAAAAGAAUAUAUCAUUUAUAAUUUAAUAAUAUUAAAAGUGAUGACAAUUUUAUUAUUAUCUAUAUCUCUCUAUCCCUAUCUAUACCUCUAUCUCUAUUCUGUUUGUCGAUAAGAGUUAUGACCACAUAUUUGUGUGGUUUUAAAUGAAAUAAAUAUUUUAUCAAAUUUACAAUAAAUAAAUCCAAAAUUGAGUUUUUUGACUGAC